Molecule: messenger RNA, 3003 nt
Organism: Chanos chanos (milkfish)
Lineage: Eukaryota; Metazoa; Chordata; Actinopteri; Gonorynchiformes; Chanidae
Product: F-BAR and double SH3 domains protein 2
Exons: 20
Coding region: 159-2453 (764 amino acids)
Biological process (GO): neuromuscular synaptic transmission; regulation of actin filament polymerization
Cellular component (GO): recycling endosome; neuromuscular junction
Molecular function (GO): protein binding
Source: RefSeq, a predicted model, not a curated record
AUCUUGUGUACUCACCCAAACUUCUUUUUGAUCAGUUUCUCCCGCUAUCUUUGCCUAGCGUAACUGCGGACUUUACCCGGAAUUGCAUUGUACUCAGAUGUAUCGGGCUUUGAGGUUGAAUUUCUAUUUUCCUUCAUCGAGAAAAUUAACGUUGUAACAUGCAGCCUCCACCAAGAAAGGUGAAACUGAGCCAGGAGCUGAAGCACAGGCACUCGGAGCAGAUCAACAGACUCCACAUCAAACAUCAGACAGAAUGUGACCUGCUGGAGGACCUGAGGACGUACAGUCAGAAGAAGGCCAUCAUUGAGAAGGACUACGCACAAGCACUGCAUAAGCUGGCCACACAGUAUUUGAAACGAGACUGGCCUGGAGUCCAGUCAGAGGAACAGAAAGAUUACAGGAAUGUGUGUGCCGUGUGGAAAGCGUACCUGGAGGGCGUGGUCAAGGUGACGCAGUCACGGAUCAGUGGCUGUGAGAACUACAGGAGCCAGGUCUCUGACCCGGUCAAGACCUUCAGAGCCCAGAAAGAACAACAGCUGAAGAAGUGUAUUGAGCAGCUGACUCGAGUGCAGACAGAGCUGCAGGACACCGUGAAGGACUUGACCAAAUCCAGGAAGAAGUACCAAGAGACAGAACAGAUGGCCCAGGCCGUGAGGGACAAAGCCGACAUGGAGGCGAAAUCGAAGCUCAGUCUCUUUCAAUCUAGAUCCAGUUUAAAACGAGCCAGUGUGAAGCUGAAAGCCAAGAGGAAUGAAUGUAACGCAAAGGCCACCCAUACAAGGAACGACUAUCUGCUAACGCUAGCCGCGGCUAAUGCCCACCAGGACCGCUACUAUGAGACAGAUCUGAUUAACUGCAUUAAGGUUCUUGAUGGCAGCAUGUACGAUCACAUGAAAGGAUAUCUGAUGUCGCUAUGUCGGGUCGAGCUGGAUUCUGCUCAAGCUGUUCAGGACACUUUUCACUUCCUGCUGGAGAAGUCUAGUGGUGUGUUGCAGGACUUCCAUCAGCAGCUUUUCAUUCAGGAGAACAUCAUCUUUCAGAAAGCUCCUCCCUUCCAGUACCAACCCAGUGAAAAUGAUGCAGUGGUACAGUUGCAGAAGGAGAGUGGUACAGCAGAGGACCACAGUCUGAAUAAGGAGGCGCGGAAAUGGGCAACGCGCGUAGCCAGAGAACACAAGACCAUCAUCCACAACCAGAAAACUUUGUCAGAAUGGGAGAGCCAGGGCUUACAUCCACAGGACCAGACCCUCAGCGAGCUGGAGCUCAAAGUGGAGGAGGCAAAAGAGAACAUCCGGAAAGCCGAGACAGUGAAGUUGAAGGCAGAGGCACGUCUCAACCUGCUGAGAGAUGUGGGCGUCACCGUGGACACCUGGAUGAAAAGCGCCAUGAACCAGGUGAUGGAGGAGCUGGAGAACGAGCGAUGGGCCACAUUGAAUACCCAUGAUGCCUCACUCUCGAGCACUGCUGAUUUGGACAGGGAGGAUGAGGAAGAGGAAGAGACUCUUGAUGAUAGCAGUUCCAGUCCGUCAAUCACCCUGAGAAACUACCCCCUCACCUGCAGAGUCCUCUACUCUUACAAGGCCUCCCAGCCAGAUGAGCUUACCAUAGAGGAGCAGGAGGUGCUGGAGGUGAUCGAUGAUGGAGAUAUGGAGGAUUGGGUGAAGGCCAGGAACAGGGCGGGUCAGGUGGGAUAUGUGCCGGAGAAGUACCUGCAGCUGCCCUCAUCCAACAGUCUACUGAGCAUGCUCCAGUCUCUGGCUGCCUUGGAGACGCGCUCACACUCCUCCAGCAACUCCACAGAACAAGAGCAUGAGUCCGAACCUGCCACGGCCAGCCCUAAUGGUGACAGCACCGCGGUGACCUUUGCUAAGGCGCUGUAUGACUAUGAAGCUCAAACAGAGGACGAGCUCUCCUUCCCCGAGGGAGCCAUCAUCCGCAUCCUGAGCAAGGACAACCAGGAAGAUGACGGAUUCUGGGAGGGCGAGUUUAAUGGAAGAGUGGGUGUCUUCCCCGCGGUGCUGGUGGAGGAUCUCACAGCUCCUGAGAGUGAAGACACACACAGGGGAAUGGAUACACAGGUUUCGCCGUCUGCUCUGGGUCCCCACCCACCUCACCUGGCCCCUGCGAGUCAGCUCGCCUCCCAGCCUCCCUGCAGCCCCGUGCCCAGCCCUCAACCCUCCUCCUCAAAUCCCUCCCCUCAGCUCCGCCCACCCAGCUCCUCUGCCUCCCCGGGGCUGAGCUCACACUCCCUCAACGGCUACCACAGACCUGCUCCCGGACCCCCCAAACACGCCAACCACAGACACUCUCAUGGCUCCACGCCGCCUCCCAAAUACCCUGCCGACGGAGCUCCAGGAACACUGCGACCUGUCCGUGCUGCCCCUCCGCCUCCUAAACAGCAGGCCCAGGGGCAGGUGCAGAAGAGAGAGGAAGUGGAAGUAACACUGGUUUGAGAUUGCCACCCUAGUGGCAGCAUAAAGGGGUCUGACAGGACUGGCUUCACAGGGGCCUACUCUAAGGAGAGGGGACAAUUGGAUACAGAUGAAAUCCAGGAGAGGAGAGAAGCGACUGAAGAAUAAAUUCUGUGGAUGAUGUGUGGAGUUCACAGGGUCCAGCCAAACUAUGGAUGACACAAAAACACUUCAACUUAUCUCAUACUGUCUUCAUUCUUGUGCUUUCAUUCCUCUCCUUUUCUCUCUCUCUCUCUUUUUUUCCUCUAAUCUCUCUCUCCCACAGCCUGUGACAUGAGGAGGUCAGUGUUUGAAGAAAAGCAACAGGAGCAGAAAUGUCAGACCAGAGCACCAGUGAAAACAAGUUUAUGUGGACAGAUUACUGUUGUAACUGUGUUUUUUUCCCAUUUCUGCAGAGGUCCAGAGCACUGCUCUUUGAGCAUUUUGAUUGGUUUCAGCACAUUUCAACAAAAAAGAGUACACCCUGAUUGGGUAAGCAUUAUUUGGGUUUUGACCCUGUCACUGACUUCCUGUGGAAAGCAGAUUCACAAAA